AUGGUGUCCAUGAAAGCAAUAGGUAUCAAGAACGGCAAAGGGCCGGCAGAGGCUAUGUUCAUGGACACAAUCAACCGCCCUGUUCCAACUGGUAACCAGGCCCUAGUGAAAAUAAAGGCAUUCGGACUUAACCGAAUGGACUUGCUACAGAGGGAAGGCAGAUAUCCACUUCCACCACAAGCUCCCAGCACAAUGGGAGUGGAGUUCUCUGGGGUCAUUGAGGAGCUUGCAGAUUCACAAAGUGAUUUCAAAGUUGGCGAUGAGGUUUUCGGUCUCGCAUAUGGAGGUGCUUAUGCAGAGUAUAUAUCCGUUUCUACACAGAUGCUGGUCCACAAGCCAUCUGAAAUUCCGUGGGAGGAGGCUGCGGGAAUACCAGAGACAUGGAUCACUGCUACACAAGCAUUGAGCUUGAUUGGAGAAUUCAAAUCCGGCCAAUCAGUUCUAUGGCACGCCGGCGCUUCCUCCGUAUCCAUUUCUGGUAUUCAGCUGUCAAAGGCCCUCGGAGCCACAAAGAUAUUUGUCACGGCAGGGUCUAAGGAAAAGGUCGACUUUUGCGUGAAUGAGCUAGGUGCCACCGCGGGAUUCAACUACAAUACCCAGGAUUGGGCCAAAGGUGUAUUGGACGCUACCGAUGGCAAGGGUGUUGAUCUGAUCGUUGACUUCAUCGGAGCGAAUUAUUUUGCAUCAAACCUAGCUGCUGCUGCGCGAGAUGGUCGAAUCGUCGAGCUUGGCUUUAUGAGCGGUGUUGAACUACCUGCAGGUGUCAACAUCGGACCUAUCUUGUUCAAGCGACUAAGAAUUGAAGGUAGCACAUUGCGAAGUCGAGAUGAAGGGUAUCAGGAGAAACUCCGGAACCUUCUGGUCGAGAACGCGUUGCCAAAAUUCAAGGAUGGUACUUUCAAAGUCUUCAUCACCAAAGUAUUGCCAUUCGAUCAAAUUGUUGAGGCGCACAAAUUGCUGGAAAGCAAUCAGACAAAGGGAAAGGUCAUCUGUACAGUACCAUGA
Talaromyces marneffei is the source of this 1005-nucleotide messenger RNA. RefSeq lists its product as uncharacterized. The transcript is spliced from 4 exons. Bases 1 to 1005 code for a protein of 334 amino acids. Lineage: Eukaryota; Fungi; Ascomycota; Eurotiomycetes; Eurotiales; Trichocomaceae. The record is from RefSeq and is a predicted model, not a curated record. Gene Ontology annotation, molecular function: oxidoreductase activity.